Pygocentrus nattereri (red-bellied piranha) is the source of this 4069-nucleotide messenger RNA. It is a transcript of the gene smyd2a, whose product is annotated as SET and MYND domain containing 2a. Bases 232 to 1539 code for a protein of 435 amino acids. Gene Ontology annotation, molecular function: protein binding. The record is from RefSeq and is a predicted model, not a curated record. Gene Ontology annotation, cellular component: nucleus. Lineage: Eukaryota; Metazoa; Chordata; Actinopteri; Characiformes; Serrasalmidae. The transcript has 12 exons.
UUCUGCAGCUUGCUAGUGUCGUAAGGCGCAGGACUAGCCAUUUGUCUCUUUACCAUGUGGUGUGCCUUAUUAGCGUCACCAGACUUGCCGUAGCCGUAGCCACUAUCCUGAAACCCAAAGAACAAAAUAUUACCUUUCGUCUGAAAAUAGCUGACGACCGACCGCGGACGACUGCGCCUGCAACAAUCUGUGAGAGAGUUCAAGGAAGUGAGGGAGGCCAGCGACCACAAAAUGAAGUCUGAGGGAAUUGAAGGCUGUGAGAGAUUUCUGAGUCCUGGUAAAGGCCGAGGCAUGAGAGCAACGAAACACUUCAAAGUUGGCGAUCUCAUUUUCGUAUGCCCGGCGUAUUCCUACGUUUUGACAGUGAACGAGAGGGGUGGCCACUGUGAAUGCUGCUUUACGAGGAGAGAAGCUUUAUCCAAGUGUGGAAAAUGUAAGCAAGCCUACUACUGCAAUGUGGAGUGCCAGAAAGGAGAUUGGCCCAUGCACAAGCUUGAGUGCUCUGCUAUGUGUUCAUAUGGUGAAAACUGGUGUCCUUCAGAAACUGUGCGACUUGUGGCUCGAAUCAUUCUGAAACAGAAAUUCCAGGCAGAGCGGACUCAGUCAGAAAGGUUGCUCGCACUGAAAGAGUUUGAAGCACAUCUGGACAAGAUGGACAAUGAGAAAAAUGAGAUGAACCAAACUGAUAUUGCUGCACUCCGUCAUUUUUACUCACGGCAUCUGGAUUUCCCUGAUAAUGCUGCUCUCACGGAACUCUUUGCCCAGGUGAACUGUAAUGGUUUUACUAUUGAAGAUGAGGAGUUGUCUCAUUUGGGCUCUGCAGUCUUUCCUGACGUUGCUUUGAUGAACCACAGCUGUAGUCCAAAUGUGAUUGUGACUUAUAAAGGCACACUGGCUGAGGUUCGAGCUGUUCAGGAGAUCAGCCCUGGAGAAGAGAUUUUCAAUAGUUACAUCGAUCUCCUGUAUCCAACAGAGGACAGGAAUGAAAGGCUGAGGGAUUCAUACUUCUUUACCUGCGAUUGCAAAGAAUGCACCACGAAAUCUAAGGACAAAGCCAAAAUGGAGAUCUGCCGAAAGCUGAGCACACCACCAGAGCCAGAGGAAAUUCGAGAAAUGGUGAGAUAUGGAAAGAAUAUCAUUGAGGAGUUCAGGAGAGCCAAGCACUACAAGACUCCCAGUGAACUGCUGGAGAUUUGCGAGUUGAGUCUGGAGAAGAUGGGAUCCAUUUUUGAGGACACAAAUGUGUACAUGUUGCACAUGAUGUACCAGGCUAUGGGUGUAUGUCUCUAUAUGCAAGAUUGGGAUGGAGCCAUGAAGUAUGGCGAGAAAAUAGUGCAACCAUAUAGUGUACACUACCCUCCAUAUUCUCUCAAUGUGGCCUCUAUGUACCUGAAACUUGGAAGACUUUACUUAGGACUUGAAAAGAAAGCAGAAGGAGUUAAAGCUCUAAAGAAGGCUGUGUCCAUCAUGAAUGUGGUGUUUGGUAAGGACCACCAUUACAUUGCUGAGAUUAAGAAGGAGAUGGAGGAACAGAAGUGAAAAAGACAAAGUAGAGAACCUUUGUAAAUGCAACAAAGGCUGCAUGGCAUGGAUCUUAUACCUCUGCCUGAAUACAAAGUGAUGUCAUAAUUAUGUUUCUUUCUGGUGUUGUUUAGAUAUGUUUUGUUUUACUUGUCAUUGAUGACCUGAAUGCUCGAUUUUGAGGUGCUGGUAUUGUCUGUCUUCGGUUGGAAACAAUGUUUUGUGUGAGCAAGGGCUAAUAUUUAAAAACCAAAUAUAAUUCUACAAAUGAUAAAUUCUUAAAAGUAUUUAUAAAUGACAUUUUUGCUUUCCCAUGUAGCAACCAGAAGUUGAGACUCUGGAAAACCAAAAUUAAAAUGCAAAAAUAGUUUGAACUAGCUCACUUUCUCGAAAUGUAAACCAUGUAAUAUGCUUUUUGUACACAUCAUUCUCCAUAUUAAAUUACUGUGUGGUGUUGCAUGAAUGUUUUGCAAGAAAUAGUGUACUGUGUUUGAGGCUGAAACUGUAUACCAGAUGUCAUGGGUUCUAGCCUUGCUGGAAGGCCAGAAUCCAGCUUAAUUUGAUGAUUUCUCUGCUGGAACACACCUGUUGUGGCUCAUCUGUUAAUUACCAGUGUUUGAGCAAGGAAAUCACCAAACUGUGCAGGUGCUCCAAGACUGGAAUUGAUGAGCCCUGCUCUAUACUACAAUAUAGAAGAUGCUGCAAAAUGUUCUGUAGGAAUAAAAUUGAAUUUAAUUGAAUAUAGAAUCUGGAAAUUAUCACAGGGUUUUCAGAUUUUCACUGUUUUUGCUGUACUGCACCACUUGAAAAGCAGCCAUUAAUGGCAACCUGUCUUCUAAAGUUUAUUUUGCAUGAACAAGCACACAAGAGAAAUAAAUAAAAUAGUAAGGACUCAGGAUUUGAGUUUUGUAGACAAAAGGCCAUAAUGUGACACACAGGAGAAAAUGGGGAAAGGUACUAGUGGGGGUAGGCUGGAAUUUAAAUAUAGACUAUUAAUAUUAUACAACUGUACAUUAUUUACUUUAUAUAACUGCUGGGCAAUAAUUAUUGGAACAUAGCUAUCUAUGAACCGCUGUUCAAAGUUUAGCCCUUUGCUGCUAAUACCGGAUUGUGGGAACAGCAGAAUCAUGUUAUCAAAAAUCUCAAAAAAAUAUUUUAAAAAAGAUUAUGAAAAUGUUAUAAAAACUAAAAGCAGUGUUUUAAAAAAACGGAUCUGUCUUGAAUGAUGGCACAUAUUCCAAAUUUAAUGUCAGCAGCACAUCUGAAAAUAUUAACAUGGACAGCAUAUAUUGUAUACAAAACAUUUUUGUUGAUUGUCUUAAUAAAUAAUGCAUCCUCCACAGAAAACUAAGAUAAAAAUGCCUAUUUUCUGAAAAUUUUAGUGCACAAUUUCUGUUCAUUUGCAGAGUUUUACAUAUUGGAAACAAUAUAAAGUUUUUAGACCUUAUUUGUUUUGUUUAAGUAUGUUACAUUCAGUAAACUAAUUGUGCAUUAAAAUAUUUAGUUGUGUGUUAUUUGUAGAGGAUGUGUAUUUGUUCACUAGUGUGCACGAAUGUGGGUGUUUCACUGCAUGGAUGGGUUAAAUGUGGAGGUCUAAUUCCACAGUGUGCAAACACAGUUGGCAAAAAUGGUUCAAAAUUCUAAAAUGCUCAAAUUUAUUUUUACUUAGAAUGCCAACAAAACAGUUUGACUAUGGCCAAAACCUUUUCAUAUAUCUUUAAUAUGUCAUUCUUAACUAGGCUAAAAGCAGCUUACAUUUAUAUCAAUUUUAAUAAUUUACUACUGUUCCUUUUUACAUUGUUUUUAUAGCUGCCUAGACAAAUUACCCUACCCUAUCAUUUUGUUGACAGUAUGUAUUUGUUCUUGUGCCACAUGUCAAUCAUCACACAAAAAAGGCCUUUAUCCAUGACGGAGAUUUAGAUGAGCACAACCUAUGUGCAGAGUGGCUUGUUCUGUGAUGUCACAUUACUAUGGAGCAUCUAAAAGAAGUGCUGUGUUUUAUUUUAGAUAAAAAUGUCAUUAAAAAUAUCAAAUUGCUUGCCAAAGGUGAGUAAACUGGAAAAAAAAAUGUUUUGGUGUAACGUUUAAUUGAUGUGAAAUUUUGUAUGAAUUUGAGUUAAUUCAGUGGACAUAACAAGCACUGCCCCCUGUAGCAAGACCUUAAAUGGGCAGUUCAUGCUUGAAGAACGUCAAGAAGAGUGGGCCACAAUUCCUUCACAGCAAUGUAAUAGACAUCUCCAGCGUUUGAUUGAGGCCAUUGCUGCUAAAGGUUGUUAACUUGUGUUUACAUGAGUGAUCUAGAUGUUGUGUUUUGUGUCUCCUCUCGUUCACCUCAUCAUAAGCAUGAAACAAAUUCCUUUUUCCAACAUGGUAAAGACUUAUUCCAACAAGCUGCAGUUGUCAAAGGCUGCUUAUGUCAACUUCGAUGUAUCGUUGACAUAACACCUACAGUACUGUGAAAAAGUUUUAGGCCAUGAGAUGUGUAAUGUGUUCAUCAUUACAAUAAGCAUAAAAAUGAUAAAUACAAAUAAACCAAACAUUGAUAUGA